This is a messenger RNA of Cheilinus undulatus (humphead wrasse), 1177 nucleotides long. RefSeq names its product chromosome 10 C4orf47 homolog (gene cfap96). Gene Ontology annotation, cellular component: centrosome. The transcript has 7 exons. Bases 55 to 942 code for a protein of 295 amino acids. The record is from RefSeq and is a predicted model, not a curated record. NCBI's taxonomy places the organism in Eukaryota, Metazoa, Chordata, Actinopteri, Labriformes, Labridae.
UGCUGUGUUCUUUAACUUAUCAACAUGGACAUGUGUAGAUAAGAUUAGAGAGAAAUGAGGACUAUUAGGCCAGUUUUUGUUUUAAGAAGACUUUCUAAUGGUCCAUUCAAUGAUUCCGCCCAUCAUGGCCGACAGAUGCAGGCGGGCUUUGCAAAACAACGAUGUGCUCUGCAGAGCGGCUUCUUCGAGAAGUCUUUCAAUCGGAUAUUUGAGCGUGAGGCUUUGAGCGACCCGCUGAAACUAGCCCGACAGAACCGCAUCCAGCAGGCAAAGAAAAACCUGGGAAAGGCCUUCCUGCCUUCCAGCAGCAUCAAGAAACCCUGUGGUUCAGGUAGUUACUAUGGGGCUCUAUCAGGACCAGUUGAAGCCAUGAGUCCGCUGAAAGUCCCUCGAAAAGCCCAUCCUUCACCCGGACGUAAUAUCCUCACCUCUCCCGCUAAAAAAGGCAGCGGUUACAGCUACCCCAAUGUGACGCUGUCUAAAAUGGAGCUGUAUGCCUCUGACCCCUACGGCAGAGACAAAGAAGCACUAAAGAGGGAGGCAGCCAUCCAUCGCUCCAAGUUAAGAGACGGUCCAUUUAGGAUCAACCUUCACCCGAAAGAUUAUUUCCAACACAACCCAUACCGCAGUGACAAGCCCCUACCACCAGCCCACAAGCCUCCCCCACCGGCAAAGAAAGUCUCUCCAAUUCCCUUCAAGCCCCCCUCCCCCUGCAAAAAGGCUGGAGGAAUGAAGGCGGGGACAUUUGACUCUUAUCCCACUCAUUCUGCUGAUCCAUAUGUCAUUCGCCGCUCAAAACCCACCAAUCAGGGGCCAGUUUUCCAUCCUGCACCUGGCCCUAAGACUGCACCUGUGAAGAGUAUCAUCAGUGUCAAUGUUAACAGGAGUGUGCACUCAUCAAACUACACUACAGCUGUUCCAACCGUGAUGACCCUCCGAUAACUUGAUCCAUGAAGCUACACAAGUGUUACCUUCCUUCAUAGUAUUAACGUUUAUUCCAAACCUCAGGGGGGCAGAGCUUUGGAAACAGUGUAGAAAGCAUCUGUCCUCUCUAUGUCUUUAUUAUGUUAUUGGUCUUACUGAUAAAGCAUCAAAUUGUAUUCUUUUUCUUUCCAUCAUGUAAAAUAUUCCAGUGACACUUUAUGUAAGAGACAAAUAAAUGAUUAGUUUAACUUUG